Molecule: messenger RNA, 1560 nt
Organism: Penicillium daleae
Lineage: Eukaryota; Fungi; Ascomycota; Eurotiomycetes; Eurotiales; Aspergillaceae
Product: ribosome-binding protein NMD3
Exons: 7
Coding region: 1-1560 (519 amino acids)
Biological process (GO): ribosomal large subunit export from nucleus
Cellular component (GO): cytoplasm; nucleus
Molecular function (GO): ribosomal large subunit binding
Source: RefSeq, a predicted model, not a curated record
AUGGAUUUAGAUGCCCCUGUUCCCAUGACGGGACUGCAAGAGCAGCCCGUUAUCACAGCGACUAUUCUCUGCUGUAACUGUGGUGCUCCUAUUGACGGAACGGCCUCGGCUGGUGCUCUUUGCUCUGAGUGUCUUCGGAACACCGUGGACGUGUCUCAGGGUAUUCAAAGAGAGGGAACUUUGCAUUGCUGCCGAGACUGUGAGCGCUGGUUGCAACCACCGAAUAGCUGGGUCGUUGCAAACCCCGAAUCCAAAGAGCUGUUGGCUGUCUGUCUGCGCCGUCUCCGUGGUCUCAACAAAGUCAGAAUCAUCGAUGCGAGCUUCAUCUGGACAGAACCCCACUCUCGUCGUAUCAAGGUGAAGAUCACCAUCCAGCAAGAGGCCUUCCAAGGCACCAUCGUUCAGCAAACAUUCGAGGUGGAAUAUGUGGUUGCAUCCCAGCAGUGUGAUGACUGCAAGAAGAGUUAUACACACAACACCUGGAGAGCCUCGGUCCAAGUUCGACAGAAGGUCCCACACAAGCGGACGUUCCUGUUCCUGGAGCAGCUGAUUCUGAAGGCCGGUGCGCACAAGGAUACUGUCAAUAUUAAGGAAGCGAAGGAUGGUUUGGAUUUCUACUUUGCGCAGCGUAAUCACGCUGAGAAGAUGGUCGACUUCCUGCAGUCCACGAUUCCCUGCAAGAUGAAGAAGUCCCAAGAGCUGAUUUCCAUGGAUAUCCACACCUCCACCAAGUCCUACAAGUUCACCUACUCUGUUGAACUGAUCCCCAUCUGUAAGGAUGAUUUGGUUGCCAUGCCUAUCAAGCUUGCUCGCCAGCUGGGCAAUAUCUCGCCCUUGACCCUCUGCCACCGUGUCGGAACUAGUGUCAACCUUCUAGACCCUCUCACCCUUCAAACGGCCGAUGUUGCCAGCGGCACCUACUGGCGCUCGCCAUUCAGGAACUUGGCUGAUGUCACAGAGCUGAAGGAGUUCAUCAUUAUGGAUAUCGAGCCUCUCGGCCACUCAACCGGCCGGUAUCGCCUGGCCGAAGCUACCGUCGCCCGGGCAUCGGAUCUGGGCAGCAACGACACCACAUACUACACACGAACCCACCUUGGCGGUAUUCUGCAUGUCGGUGACUCCGUGCUGGGCUACCAUCUGACUGGCACCAUCUUCAACGAUGAUAACUUCGAGGCCAUCGAGGCCAGCAGCCAGUAUGGAUCGACGAUUCCAGACGUCGUCCUCGUGAAGAAGCACUACGCUCGCAAGAAGAAGCCCAAGAACCGUGCCUGGCGCCUCAAGCGCAUGGCUCGCGAGUACGAGGAGGAAGCCCUCGCUGGCCAACAGACCCGUCGACAAGAGCAGGAGCAGGAUCGUCUCGAACAGGACUUCGAAAUGUUCUUGCGGGAUGUCGAGGAAGAUCAGGAGCUGCGUCAAACUCUGGAUCUGUAUAAAGCUCGUCUCAAGGCUGACCAGGACCAUGAGAUGGACGAAGACAGUGGUAGUGAGGACGAGGUGCCGAAGAUCAACAUGGAUGAGCUGCUUGAUGACUUCGACGAGCUCACUAUGAACGAAGAAUGA